AUGGCCGUUACUGAACUUAUCUUCCCCAAGAUCAAGCCCGAUCCGGCUUCAAUAGAGGAACUCGAGCGAGACUGGCCAAUUAUCAGCAAGAAACUGACGAACCCAAACCCGGGACUGCUGUGUGCCUUUCGAGGAUGGAUUCUCACCGAGAAUGGACGUAAUGUGAGAGAGGAGAAUAGAGAAGUUCUACUUUUUGAAUGGAACAAAGUGGAGUCUUUCCAUGCCUUCGUUGUCUCGGAGCAAUAUGAUGGUUUCGCUGGCUCCAUUAGACACCUCGUAACUGGACCACCGACGCUACAACUUUUUGAAACAAACUUCGGCCCAAAAGAUGCGGCAUCUGCAUCUAGCAUUGAGAUCUUCCGCGUGACCGUGCCAAGUGCUAGGAAUGCGGAAGCGGCUUUGAAAACCUGGGGGGAAAUAUCUCAGAAAGCUAAAGAGAAAUAUGGAGACAAAGUUGCUGUCACUUACGGCAAGAGUCAGAAUCUUAACGAAGAGGUCGUUGCAGGCAUCAUUGGGUGGUCGAGACCGGAGGAUUGUGUUCCUGUUACCGGAGGAGGCGUGCUAGAGGACUCUUUCGAAUCUCUGAAGACUUUGGGCGAGCUAUCGCAAAUCACUGUUGGCAUUGGAGCCAUGGAGGUUCCAACUUUGUAG
This is a messenger RNA of Penicillium daleae, 651 nucleotides long. RefSeq lists its product as uncharacterized. The transcript is spliced from 3 exons. Bases 1 to 651 code for a protein of 216 amino acids. The record is from RefSeq and is a predicted model, not a curated record. NCBI's taxonomy places the organism in Eukaryota, Fungi, Ascomycota, Eurotiomycetes, Eurotiales, Aspergillaceae.